AUGUCGAACCCCAGCAAUCAACGUGCUCCUCCUCCAUCUGGCGAUCUCACAUUCCAACCUUGUCGACACCUUCCAAACCACGACUCCGCCACCUCGCCGAACAACAGCGGCGUCAUGGACACCAGCUACCUCGCCCAGCAGGUGGGCACCAUUAUCGGCCAACUCCACGGCCUCUUUGACGAGAUUGGUGUCCCCAAUCACGACCGUGAAACACGUGAAUCAGAGCUCUUCGAGGCUCUGUCGAAAGCCCUCCAUGACCAAGUCCGGCUGGUCACUGCUGAGAAGGAGGAUAUGAUGGAUGAGGCCCAGCGGAUGAUCACGACCAUCCGCCAGAUGGAAGCUUCCCUCGACGACACUCGACGUCGCGAUCACGACGACGAAGACUUGCAAAUUACCUACCCGCUGACUCGCUGCCUGCAGCACCUCAAGGAGAGACACGUUCAGAUCGGCAGGCUGCACAAGGAGCGGUUCGAGCAAGUCAAGAAACUUGUUCAGGCCCUCGAAUCCUACUCUUCCCACCUCGAACCUACCUUUGUCAAGAUCGCUCUGCCGCCCACGGCGCCGAACCAAUCGGUUCCUCCGUCCUUUGAUCUCUCUCCGACGUACGUCGACAAGCUCGACAAUGAAUUCACCCGCGUCUACGAGGAAUACACGCGUCGGGUAGCCAACGUCAAGUCCCUCUGCGAGCACAUGAUCCAAUUAUGGGCCGAGCUCGGCACGCCCCAGGCGCAGACCGACGGCGCCAUUGUCAAGUACUACCGCGACUCGCCCGAGCAGCUGGGUCUGCACGAAGAGGACGUCAACCGGCUGCGCCAGAAGCGCGACAAGCUUGCCGACGAGAAGAAGAACCGCGAGAAGCACCUCGUCAGCCUGAGAGCAGCGGUCGAGGCGCUCUGGGAGAAGCUUGGCGUCGACAGCGGCGAGCGCAAGUCGUUCCUCAACGCGAACCGCGGUUGUGGCCUGCGCCAGAUCAAUGAGUUUGAGGAUGAGCUCGCACGGCUGAACGAGCUCAAGCGGCAGAAUCUGCAUCUGUUUCGGCCACGACCAGAGACACGGGCAGAAGGCCGACCGACGGGGCCGGGAGGCACAAUGCGCAACGGCGCGCCGAUGCGUGCGCCGCCACCCAAGAUGCGCGAGCUCGUGCACGUGCCGGAGCUCCAGACGCCGGUCAACCCGUACAAGUCGGCGGGCCUCGGCUCUAGCAUCAUCCGCCAGGCCGAGCUCGAAGAUGUGUACGAGGACCCGCAGCCGCAGCCGGCGGCCGAGAGGAUAACGCGGUCCAACUCGACGCUCUCGCACCAGUCGCAUCAGUCUCAUCAGUCUCAUCAGUCGCACCAGUCGCACCACUCCCACCAGUCUCAUUCACAGUACGAAUACGGCUCGAUGCGAGGGGCGCCGGCCGUCAUGGCGUACCCGCAGGCCCCACCGCCGCGGCAGAUCUCCAACUCGUCCAACGGGUCGAGCAACGUGACGGGGUCGGAGAACUGGGAGACGUACGACGACAACAGCGAGCCCGAGGCGGACGCGUCGGACACGUACUACGCCAAGGUGCGCGCGGCACGGGGCAAGCGCAUGGAGCCCGAGGCGGCGGGCUACCGGCCCAACGCCAGCCAGACGAAGCGGCUGCGGGCGAUCCCGGCGCAGCAUGCGGGACAUGCCUACAUGGACGAGGGAGGCGAGCGCAUCGUGUCCAACGCCAGCGGGUGGACGGACGAAGAAGCGUACUGA
This is a messenger RNA of Verticillium alfalfae VaMs.102, 1728 nucleotides long. RefSeq lists its product as hypothetical. Gene Ontology annotation, cellular component: mitotic spindle midzone; cytoplasm; spindle. Gene Ontology annotation, molecular function: microtubule binding. The coding region runs from base 1 to 1728 and encodes 575 amino acids. NCBI's taxonomy places the organism in Eukaryota, Fungi, Ascomycota, Sordariomycetes, Glomerellales, Plectosphaerellaceae. The transcript has 5 exons. The record is from RefSeq and is a predicted model, not a curated record. Gene Ontology annotation, biological process: microtubule cytoskeleton organization; mitotic spindle midzone assembly.